CAAAAGUGUCGUUGAGUUUAACCGUUUACCGACUGAUGCAUUGAAGAAUUUUAUAGUUUUUGUUGAAAUACUGUGUCUGUUAGUUUACCUAUUUAUCUUUAGCGAUUGAGUGAAUACCUAAUAAUGUGUGCCUUUUACUAGGAAACGUGUUAACGCUAAAAGCAUUUCAAGAAAGAUCCUAUUUUCCUUUUGAACUUUCGCAUUCUACACAAUAUUCUUUGAAUACAAGGUUUCUAAGAGAUAUUCUGCAUCCUGGCUGUAUCGUAAAGUUAAAUAAUCAUCAAAACUUUUUGCAGCCUUAAACUUUACUGGCCGGAAACUGUCAAGGAAGGGACACAACUUGACAAUUCCCUGAUCAUCGGCGCGAAUAAAAGCAAUGAAAACUGUUUUAACUUGAAAUAGACUGUAUUUUCUUAGUAAGAGUCCAAUAAUCUACUGAAAAUGGUGGACGGGGACAGUAAGGGAACUAUUGAUACGGUGCAGGUCGCCCUAAGGAUUAGACCGUUGAUGCAAUUGGAGGUGGAAAGGGGCUGCGAUGAAUGCAUUGACGUUGUGCCUGGGCAGCCCCAAGUGCAGAUAAAAGACCUAGCGUUUACAUACAACUAUGUUUUUGCUCAGCACAUUACACAGCAGGAGUUUUAUGAUACAGCAGUGAAAGGCCUGAUAUCGAAGUUAUUUCAAGGUUACAAUGUGACUAUAUUAGCGUAUGGCCAGACUGGCUCUGGGAAGACUUAUACCAUGGGCACAAAUUAUUCGGGCUCUGAUGGCGAUUCAACUAAACUUGGUGUCAUACCACAGGCUGUAGCAGACAUAUUUGACUUCAUCGAGACACAUGAAGACAAGUUUGUGUUCAAAGUCAGCGUGUCCUUCAUGGAGCUAUACCAGGAACAGUGCUAUGACUUGCUGUCGGGGAAGGAAAGGGGGCACAGCAUCAUUGAAAUCAGGGAAGAUAUAAACAAGGGUGUUAUUUUGCCAGGUAUAACAGAACUGCCAGUAACCUCAACGAUGGAGACGAUGACGGUUUUGGAAAGGGGAUCCAUUGGGCGGGUCACUGGUUCCACCGCCAUGAACCAAGCUUCCAGCCGAAGCCACGCGGUCUUCACCAUCGUCAUCGCGAAAGAGAGUCGGACUGAUAAAAACAUAGCAACCACAUCCAAGUUCCACUUAGUAGACUUGGCUGGCUCAGAGCGUAUAAAGAAGACGAAAGCCAGCGGCGAACGGCUCAAGGAGGGAGUGAAGAUCAACCAAGGUCUUCUGGCACUUGGCAACGUCAUCUCAGCAUUGGGCGACGGGACUAAUAGGAGUUUUAUUAGCUACAGAGACAGCAAGCUGACCAGAUUAUUGCAGGACAGUCUCGGCGGCAACUCUCUCACGCUAAUGGUGGCGUGCGUGAGCCCUGCGGACUACAAUCUAGACGAGACGGUCUCAACGCUACGCUACGCGGACCGCGCGAGACGUAUACGCAACAAGCCCAUCAUCAACCAGGAUGCUAAAGCUGCUGAGAUUGUCAGGCUAAACAAUUUAGUGAACGAAUUAAGAUUACAAUUACUAGGCAAAGCACCAACAGUCAGUGAACAAAACAACGAGCAACUCCAAGACGAGUUGGAAAGAGAAAGAGCGAGAUACUCCGAACUAUUAAAAAAACAUAAGCAAGUUACAGAACACCUUAGCAACAUGCUCAUAGAAAACACAAACUUAUGCGAAAAAGCACUCUUGGCUGAGGCCGCAAAGGACAAAAUCGAACGGAAACUUAACGAGCUGACGGAGCAAUGCAAUCAGACUAUAGAAAACCUUAACACUAGUCAACAGACGGACGACGAAUCGCAAAAGACUAGUGUUGUUGAUUAUUUGAAAGAAAUCAAGACUAGAUUGGAGGACUUGCAGUCGGUUAACUUGAAAACGAAUGAAGAGUUGAUUGAUCAUGAGAUUAAGCUGUCGUUUGUGAAGGAAGACAGCGAGCAUGAUAAGGUUGAUGACGAUGUGCUGCUGAAUGAAGACCAGGCGGUGUUGGAAGAGGAGAAGAGAGCUAUGGGACAGGUGGCGCUAAACCAAGAGCUUCAAGAGUUGAACCGCGCGAUGGCCAUCAAGGCGUCCGUAGUGCAAGCUAUCUUGGCCAACAAUAAGGACAUGUUGGAAAGCCACCACAACCUCCGCGAGAACGAAGAAAAGAUCGCCAUGCUGGAGAAAGAGAAAGAUGCACUGAUGCAGCAGCUGAAACAGACCAAGAGCAAAGACCCAUCGCACGAGGAGCGCCGAACAAAGGUGUCUGCAUUGGAAGCGGAGAUAACUGAUCUGAAGAAGAAGUGUCAGCAACAAGCCAACAUCAUCAAGAUGAAGGAAAAGAACGAAGCCAAGAUCGCGUCGCUCAACGCUGAGCUCCAAGCCAUGAAGGUCACCAAGGUGAAAAUAAUAAAGCAAAUGCGCGAAGAAAGCGAGAAGUUCCGCAAGUGGAAAGCAGACAACGAGCGAGCGAUGCUGCGCCUACGCAACGAAGACCGCAAGCGAGCCACUGCUAUGGCCAAGAUGGAGUCGCUUCACGCCAAGCAGCAGAACGUUCUCAAGCGCAAGAUGGAGGAGGCCGUGGCUGUUAACAAGCGGCUCAAGGAAGCCCUCGAGCGUCAAAAGCAGACGGCUAUGAAGCGUAACGCGAAAGGCAGCGUAAAAGCGGGCGCGGUACAACAGUAUAUUGAGCAGGAAUUAGAGGUACACCUCAGCAUUGUUGAGGCUGAGAAGUCGCUGGAAGAACUUAUGGAGUACAGAGCCUGGAUAACCGAGCAAAUUGAGAACCUCAGAAACAGCACAGACGAAGAAGCGAACAGAAAGAAGAUCGCCGAGCUGGAGGAUGAUCUCGCUUUACGCAAAGCACAGAUAUCCGACUUGCAGCAGAAGAUAUUGACUGCCGAUCAAGAAAACAAAUCGCGCACACAAUGGGAUAAUAUCCAAUCGAUGCUGGAGGCCAAAGUGGCGCUGAAAUGCCUCUUCGAACUGUUGGUGGAUGCGAAACGCGAGAUGCAGAACCAGAGCGAGAAAGGUUUCCAGGCACGUUACGAAGAAAUCAAAGAGGCUCACGACCGUCUCGCAAUGGAGUUUGAGAGCAGUAAGACGGAGUUUGAGCGACAACUUGCCAUGGUCAAGAUGCAGAGUGAACAAAAGAUCUCAGCGCUAGUAGCUCUCCAGCGGGGCGUGGUCGGCCGCGGCGACAAGACAGAAGCGUGCAGGCACCUGCAGAACGUCAUUACCUACCAACAGGAGCGACUCGAGCAGUUCGAAGACGAGAAUAAAAAGCUAAUCGAAGAGCUGGAACAGUUACGCUCUGCGAGCAAGAAAGCGAAGAAACGAACUAAGAAAGAAAGCAUCGAGGCCAUGAAGAAGGUUGAGUACAAGGAGCCUACUGAUGAGGAGGAGGAUGAAUUUGAAGACCGGGAUAAGGACCCGGACUGGAGGGCCACGCCGCUGUUUAAGAGGAUACAGGCGCAGCGUUCCCGCCUAACCAUGAACUUCACAGCCGCCGACACGUCAUCAGACACGUCCACGCGUGCAAUAAAGCGAGGCAGCGACGGCGCUCCACACUGCACUUGCAGAGGCAGCUGCUCUACCAAGAUGUGCGGCUGUGUCAAGAGUGAUAAGGGCUGUGGAGGAUCUUGUCGCUGCCAGGCUGAACUGUGCAAGAAUAGGCGCACCUCCUCUGAUAGUGAGGACAAGGAGAAUAACCCUUCAAGCACAGAAUUGUCGUUAGAUUCAACGCCACCGUCGUACUUCGACAAACGAAAUCACCUUGACGCCACAUACGUAAAGAAGAAGAAGAGCUAUUUCUUCCCCAAUGAUCAGGGAAACAUCGAAUCCAAACCAAUAAAGACUGAAUAACUUGCAGACGUGUGGGAAACUUAAGUAUUUUUUUAAGAAAUUAAGUGCCUUUGUACCCAACAGGGGACAAUAAUGUUUCUGCCUACUUACUAUGAAUGUAUUGAAAAUUAUUAUGUGUAUAACAUAUUGACUAAUGUUAAAGUUUAUUAUAACCGACUGCGUAUGUUCCUGUUUAAGUCGCUUUGAAAUCAUGAGUUGAAUGUCCAUUCCAUAAUAAUUGUAAUGUUUAUAAAUUGAAUGGAGUCUCUGAAUAAAUAAUAUUUAUUAUGUAAA
Molecule: messenger RNA, 4137 nt
Organism: Ostrinia furnacalis (Asian corn borer)
Lineage: Eukaryota; Metazoa; Arthropoda; Insecta; Lepidoptera; Crambidae
Gene: Klp3A
Product: kinesin-like protein 3A
Exons: 20
Coding region: 442-3864 (1140 amino acids)
Biological process (GO): mitotic spindle organization; spindle elongation; microtubule-based movement
Cellular component (GO): microtubule associated complex
Molecular function (GO): microtubule motor activity; microtubule binding; ATP binding
Source: RefSeq, a predicted model, not a curated record